UUUGGUAGCAUCUGCUUUUUCUUCGAUACUCGAUAGUCCUGUGGUAACAUAUGAUGAAUAUGUAGAACGUGGCGAGACAGUUUUACCUCAGCAAGUACUUAGUAUCGAUUCAGUUCAUAAGUCUUUUUUAGUCACUGAGGAAGACAUAGCCAGACACAGUACUUUGGCUGAUAAUCCUGUUGAGAAAGAUAAUGUUAAACUUGAUAUUUCUUCACCUCGCAGUUCUCUUCUCUUUUCGAAAGUCGAUGGCCUUCCCAUUUCACCCACAAUCAAUCGACAUGGCAACUUGUACCAAAGUAUUUCACGUCAAAUUGAUACAUCAAUGCCAUCGAUAGGAGGAAAACCUUUUGCACCGCCUCCACCUCCACGGAACACACCACGCAAUAGCAUAAUGUCCAGUCCUCAACCGCCUGAUCAAUCUCGUCAAAUACAAAUAUUUGUGAGCACUCUUAACUCAGAACAAAGGGGUAUUUUGAUUAAUAGUAACGCGACCGUUUUCCAACUGAAACACGAAAUUUACCUUCUUUUUGGUUAUGACAUUCCAUGCCAACGUCUAAUAUUCUCUGGAAAACAACUUAGUAAUGAGCGAACUCUUUCCUCCUACGAUAUUCAACAUUCGUCCACAAUACAUAUAGUAUUCCGCUUAUCCGGUGGCCUAGAUUGUUAUAUUGUAACUUCAGAUCUUCUAAAUUCAAAAUACGAUUUUGAUUUUACUAAUGUUUAUGAUAAAGGUCAAACUUACAUGCGUGGUAAUCAUUUGUAUAAGCGACCGUGUGGAUGGAAGCGGCUCGCGCUCAAUGUUUCUAGUAGAUAUGGGUCAAAUGAUUGGUUGGGUGUUAAUGUGAAACGACGUUCGAUGACAGAAUCAGUGAAGGGUGAAUGGCCGGUAUCAUAUCAUGGUACAUUGAAAGAUAAUGCUAACAACAUUGCUGAUAAAGGAUAUUUACUUGAUAUGGGGAAGAGAUUUUUAUAUGGAAAGGGAAUUUAUUCAUCACCAGAUAUCGAAGUGGCCGCGCGGUUUGCAAAGGUCUUUACGCAUGAAGGCAUUAAUUAUAAAGUGGUGUUUCAAAAUAGAAUUAACCCAAAUAAUAUGAAAAAGAUCACACCCGAGCAGACGGGCAUAGGUGAGUACUGGAUAUCUUCUAACGAACAUGAUAUUAGACCAUAUGGGCUUUGUUUUAAGAGGGUUUAA
Messenger RNA from Acaulospora morrowiae, 1192 nucleotides. The record is from the annotation of a GenBank genome assembly. Lineage: Eukaryota; Fungi; Glomeromycota; Glomeromycetes; Diversisporales; Acaulosporaceae.